Molecule: messenger RNA, 5966 nt
Organism: Penaeus chinensis
Lineage: Eukaryota; Metazoa; Arthropoda; Malacostraca; Decapoda; Penaeidae
Product: microtubule-associated protein futsch-like
Exons: 10
Coding region: 492-5204 (1570 amino acids)
Molecular function (GO): protein binding
Source: RefSeq, a predicted model, not a curated record
GUGUUUACAUCUGUCGUUGCGUCCGGAGCUUCUCGCGAGUGUGUUCGAGUGCGUGUGUGGGAGAAGGGUAAAGUGUCGAGGCCGACACUCCAAAUAUAUGCAGAUUCGCCAGUCAAUCAUAAAAUUUCAGGGAAAAUGCAGAUCCGAUCGAAUCACUCCACAAUGUAAUGCCAUGUUCCCUGAAGACAAAAGACUGCAGAAAUUCGCACAGCAAGCCCAAAUUGCAAUGAAAAUGCAAGUUUGCUCAAAUCACUGGCGUCGAUGAUGUCAUGUGCAGGUUUCAUGAAGACAUCGAACCAUAGAUAAGUUGCAUACGAUGGCUCUGUGGCUUAUAGGAUUCGGUUGUGCCAUGCCUUAGAUAACGGCACCUUGCAAGGGAUUUUGCAACGAUGAAGUGGCGUAGAUUUGGCAAUUAGAAGUGAAAUAAAUGAGGCGAGAAUGUUUAUUUGUCUGUGAAGUUGUGAAGGGAGGAGCGAAUCACAAACGCAAGUAUGAAGACAAAAAAAUUAGCCACGGCCGAGAACUACAGCGCAGUGGCCGUUCGCGCGAAGCUCUCCGUGGAGGUGGAGCAGAGGAAGAGGCUGGGAGCCUGGGCGAAGAGAGUGCUCGUCCUCGAUGGGGCCACGCUCUACGCCUACAAGACUAAGGGCGAGGGCGGAAGCGUGGGCGGCUGGGCGGUGGGCGGCGCUGACGUCCACGUGGGGAAGGGAAACGACUCCACCCGCGACGAUGGGCGGCAUAUCCUCGUCGUGUCACGCCCACCCGCCUACAAGCUCACCUUCUCCUUCAACACAACGUACGAGCAAGCGAGGAUGGUGCAGGCCCUGUCCUCCUCCGGCGCCACGGUGACGGGCCUGGAUGCCAUAAUGCUGAUGAAGAAUCUGCGGCGCCAACAGGAAGAGGAGGAGCGGGAGGAGGCGGGCGGGGUGCGGAGACAAUCUCUGCUUGAGAACUGCGGCCAGAGUCCUCCUCCGCCGGCGCAGGGAGCCGAGAUCAGCCCUGCAGGUCAGGGUCAAGGCUCGCCGGAGAGGCAAAGUCACGAGGGGAAAAUCGGCGACCUAAUGCAGGAGAUCAGCACGACAAUUUUCAGCGAGGAGACGGGCGUGGUGUCGAAUCCCCUCUACACGUCACUUAUUAAUCUGACUUCGCCAAGCCUCAAAAGUGCGCCGAACGGAGAUCUACAUCUUUCUUCCCAUACUUCUGGGAACGCUGCUAAGGCUUCCCAGACCGCCCUGGGACCUCCGUCAGAGGCGCUCGCGGGCGGCCACAAGGCGAAGGCGAAAGUUAAUCCCGUGCCGAAGCCCCCUCGCAGCGGUUUCACUGAGCGAAGCCAAUCAUGGGAGCCUCCGACCCGACAAGUAUCCGACGAUGGAACUCAAGUGCGUUUUAAAAGGCAGUCUUUCUCGAGCUUUGGAGAGGGGAGCACGCUCGCCUGCGGGGGAAGCGGAGAGUCCUCGGAGGACGAUGACGUGUUCGGUGAAGUGACGCCUGAAGUGACCGAGAAUCUAAUUGAGGCGAAGAACCAGCUCCUCCGCGAGAAAUAUAGUUCUGAAAAACGCAGUGACAGUGAAGUCAGUGACGCGGAAGCUGCCGAAAAUUCCAAAAGAAAUCAGGGUAAAGUUGCCAAGUUUAUCAAGAGGUUUGAAAGCAUCGAUCAGCAAAGCGUCGGAAGUCGUAGUUCGAGGAGCGACGAAGAGGACGAAGAAGAGGAGUCGGAGAAAACUGAUGACACCUACGAGGAGGACAUCAACAAGAUGAAGCUGGAACGCGGCCUGUCCAUCGACUCACAGAGCGGCGGCUUCUGCGGGGAAUACCAAGCCUCUGAACUGAUCAGCAACAUAGCGCGAGAUUCUCCGCAAAACUUGAUAUCGGAUAAGAUCCCCUUGUCCUUCAGCGACGAAAAUGCAGGCACGGACAAGGAAGAGAGCUCGAGCGAGAAUGGCGACAAAGAGCCACAGUCGAACGGAAUAUCGACCAACAGUGAAGAGCAGUUUGAAAAGCUCUACCUCGAACUCAGCCAGGAGAACAGCGACCAGAUAAAUGGUUUCGGGAAAAUAAACGGUUCGGAGGAAACCACACCACCGAACCACACCGAACCGGACCCGAGAAACGGUGAGACGCCGCCGAAACAUCCCGGCGAGGAGAAUGGAGAAGCCAACGACGAGGAUAUUGUCGACAGCCCGGACACGACGCCCAUGAAGAGAGUCAAUUCCAUCAUCAAGAAGAAGAACAAGGACUCGGCCUCCUCGGGGACGGUCAAGAGAGUGCAGUUCAACCUCGACGUCCAGACCUCCGAGCCGCCACCAGUACCCGACGACAGAACCACCAAACCCACACAAGCGAAGAAGAAGGAACCGCUCGCAGAACAACUCCCCGGCAAGAAGUCUCCCAAGGACCCCACCCCUGUAAAGGCCAUGUCUCCCCCCGAAGCGCCGCCAAACUCCCCCGUCAGGAAGCCCUCCUCCCCAACCUCAUCACCCACCAAGAAGAAAGCCCCAGAUUCCCCGUCCAAAAAGGGCGGUCGGAGCUCACCCAGCCCAACCCGAUCGCCUUCCAAGAAAAAGGGGAUUCUCUCGUCCCUCUUCGCCAGCUCGGCCUCCAAAAAGGGCUCGGGAAGCUCGACGAAGGAGGAAACCAGCAAGGGUGACGAGGCUACUCGUGUCUCGAAGCCUCAGACCAAGCAGGCUUCGGGGCUUCAACGCCAAGCGACGCUGGAUAUGAACGCGCCCGUUGUUAUGAGCGGCGUGGCCGAGAUGGCAGGCAGCCUGAGCGGACGCCUCAACUCCCGCAGAAUGGAAGUCCGAGACGGCCACGUGUUGGCGUUUAUGCCAAAAUCCUCUGCGCCGUCAACCAGAAUUAGUCUCUAUGGACUCUCCGUGAUGCCGGUGCUAGGGGGCGCUCAUGCUCACGCUCUCACCCUCAAUCGCGGGUCGAGGUGUAUGAUGCUCGUCAAGCUUGGCUCCCGGGAAGAAAUGAUGCGUUGGAUCAAUACGUUAUCCGAUGAGGUUAUCAAGAUGACGCCCGCCGAACAGCGCUCUGGCCUCACCCUGUAUCCUACGCCUGAAAAGGACUCUGCUAGGAACGACGAAGACGCGACGGACGAGGAAGGGAAGAAGGAAGACACGGAGAAUGCUAAAGGAGAAGGUGAAGGAGAGACGAAGAAUAGAGUGAGUGAGGAGGAAGUUAGUGAAGUUACGGAAGUUCAGGAAAAUGGUGAUGUCGAUGAUACUGACGGCGCUGUCGUGAUGAGGAAGGAUGUUACUAGUUUGCAGGAUGUGCUUGAUUAUCGAGUCAAGAUGGAAGAGAGAGAGAAGAUUACUUACUUCGGGUCGGGUGAUGAUGCAGCAAAUGAAGAAACGAGUCAGAUUAAUAAAGAAAACACGUCAGAUGACAUUGCUAGUACUAAAAAUCAAGCACCAGAAUCCAGAAGUGUGACAACCCAAGAGGAUUUAAAGGCGAAGGAUCUUGCCAACAACGGACACCCACCAUUAAGACGGCUAUCCGGCCAGGUUAGAACGAGCUCCCAGUCUGACUCAGAUACGGUCGACAACUUCCUGAUGGCCAAUACUCUCCCUGAACCCGAAGGCAAGAGGACAGCUGUAAAUGGCCACCGCCCUCUAACUCGACUUUAUUCCCAGCCUCGCGCUCUAGCUGACGUGCCGGCCUCCAGGAAGACGUCAGGUACAGCUGCCAACAAGAGACUGACCAACGGCGUCAGCGAAGUCAGUGCGAGCGUUCCAAGGGGAGAACAGACGUCUGUGGGGAGGAGGCGAGCACAUGAGGACGAUGAUGGACGCUGUGAUCAAAUAUCGGCGAGCCCAAGAGGCCCUAUAAAAUCAAGGGAGCCGAGCCGUAAUCACGUGGCGGCCGCUGGGGCUUCGUCUCAUAUCAACUCGCACAUUCGCGGACCUUCACGCUCAGGCACUCUCCUUGAGCCUCGCCAGGUGGAGAUCGUAGAACAAGAGGUGAAGCCUAAAGCACCCUCAGAAAGCCAAAGGAUUUCGAAAAGGGGGGCUUCGGGAGGGGGCGGAGGCGAUCGGCGGAAAGAGGAGGACAAUACCCGUGCUCCCACGCCCGUGAAAGAUGAUAUAGAUGAGACGCCCACGAUCACCUGGUCAGUGGCUGCGACCCGAGAGAAGUUCGAGCUCCUGUGCUCCGUCAGUGGCGAGGAUAAGCUCGGGAAGCUCACAACCAAGACGCCCAUCUCACGCAAGAGGUCGGCCAGGAAUUCGGUGAAGAAGAAGAGGUCUCUCGACGGGACAGGAACACCGCGGAGGCAGUCUGUCAAGAGGAGCGUCAGAAGAACCCUGUCCAACAUGGAGAGCAGCAACAGCUUUGACACGGAAGGCCUCACCGACGCCGAUCCCGGACGCCAACCGCAAAGCGACGGCCUCAGGCUCCCCCCCGUGAGAGACCUCCGGAAGAACUUCGAAGCCGAGCCAACCAGAAAUUUGGCCCUCGCAAGCCCUUCGAAGCCUCUCUCGGCGAUGCCCUCCAAGACCUCCGUAGCAGGAGGCCCGGCGAAACCCCCCGUCAGACGCACAUCCAACAUCCUCCAACAGGACGCCAUAAGCCCAGCGUCCUCCCCCGAGCCAGGAUUCAUCACGAGCAAAACGAUAAACGGACGACCUAAAGGAAGGAUUCGGGACGACGACAAAGGACCCGUGACCCGCUCCCUCUUGGCGACGCGGCCGACCCCGCAGCCGGACAGCCAGGUCGUCAUCUGCUGGAGGGGCCCUUACAUCGCUCAGGGUCCCGGGUCAGAGCAUUGUUUGGAACUGGGAGGAGAACGUCAGGCACGAGACCACCUAGCGGCGAAGGCGGAAUCCGAACAAGCGGUCUUGGCCAACAUCAGCAACGCCUUUCUGGCCAAACGUCGACUCCUGGCCAAGGAGGUGAUGAUGGCCAGGAUCCAAGAGAGGUUGUCGCAGCUGGAGGAGACGAUGUGGGAUUUACAGGCUGCCAUGGCCGAGUUGGACAACAGGAAGGCGAGGAACAGCCUCGAGUGGGGCUCCCUCGAGCGCUCGCUGCGGACGGCGGAGGAGGACACAGCGUACUGGCAGUCGCGCCUCGCCCACGUCCAGAGGGAGGCGGAGGACACGAGGGAGAAGCUCGCCACUGCUCUCGCGAAGGGCCUGGCGCAGCACCUGGAGGAGGACCCACACCAAGACGCCGCUGCGGGCACGGAGGAGUCGCAGGCGUAACGCAAGGCCUCCGGUGGGCGUUUCUUCUGGUUGUUUAGGGCGGAGCUUUGUGGGGCUGCUGGUCCUCCCUCUCUCUUUUUGUUUCUUCCUCUCGCGCGGGAUAGGUGUAUGAACACAUCUACGCAUACAUACGUACAUACAUACGUACAGGUGUAAGCAUGUCCAUAUAUUAACGUGUAUAUGUAUAUGUACAUGCAUACACGCCCACGAUCAUAGAGUGGAAGAGAGAGAGAGAGAGAGAGAGAGAGAGAGAGAGAGAGAGAGAGAGAGAGAGAGAGAGAGAGAGAGAGAGAGAGAGAGAGAGAGAGAGAUUUUCCAUGCCGAUACGAUAAGUCAAGACUACAAUUAAACAAUUAUAUGAAAAGUAAAUACAUUGAUUUCCUUACGUAACGCUCCUACGGAACACAUUAUGGCUGGCACUUUUGUCAGUGCUAUUACAAAUUUCGUGACAAAUGAAACCUUUUAUUAAUAGCUCUUUUGUGUAUAUGAUUACCUUUUGCCAUACCAAAACCGUCUUUCUAUAUUCCGUAUUACCGUCAGCUCAGAAUAAUUAAGUACAUAUUUGAAUACAUAUCUCAUAUUUAUAUCGUGUAAGAUAGUUCAUAGGAAAAAGCUCCUUUAUUUCAAGUAUUUACCAAAUAUAUGUUGUUGUUUUGACACAUUUUUAUUGUUGAUAUUGUAAAUCGGAAUGAUUUGUGUACAUAUUUAAGAGUUAUAUUGCUUUGAAGUUCCUGAUUAUAAAAAGUGAUUUAUUUUGAAUAA